Molecule: messenger RNA, 5250 nt
Organism: Haliotis rubra (blacklip abalone)
Lineage: Eukaryota; Metazoa; Mollusca; Gastropoda; Lepetellida; Haliotidae
Exons: 4
Coding region: 265-1503 (412 amino acids)
Source: RefSeq, a predicted model, not a curated record
ACUUGCACCCUUGAACCCAGUAGACAUGUACAUAGCGGCGGGCUGGAGCUACACCACUGCCUGAGCUUACAAUGGCAGAACACAUCUAUCUUGACACAGUAUUUCUACUGACCGAGUGAGUCAGUAAAUUUGAAACAGUGCGACAGUUAGCAGCGGGGACAUCGGGAGUAGGAUUCAUACAGGGGAGUGUUUUCCUCCCCUCACUUUCCAGCUGACCUACUUGGCGCCGUUUAUCCAGGACGAGUGAGAUUGAAUCACAAAACAAUGGAUCGUAACCCGUGUGUGAUGUGUGAACUGGCGUCAACGGUUGACAUCAUGCCAGUAGGGAAGUCCCUGAACAAGUUCGGUUUAUUGUCUAAGGACAUAUACCAUGACUUGCAGAAGUCGUCAAUGAACGAGGGAAUCAAGUGGAGAGGACUCUUACAUUCUCUCAACUUCCAAGAAAACAAAUUAGCCAGAAUAACACUUGUUGAACUUGUUCGAAUCGACAAUCCAGACAUUGCGGAUGAGCUGGAAAAACCGGAUUUCCGACGUCAGAUUGGAUGUGUUUGUGGGCAGAGAACUAGUGGUCCUCGCUUGAAGAGAUCAAACAGCCUCCCACAUAUUGGUGACACGUCAGGCAACCAAGGGUUGCAAGCGUUCUCCUUCGAAGGGUUCAAUUUUGGGGCGUUUAAUAACAGCUUUCCUCAGUCUGCUGAAAACCAGGAUGACAAAACGUACAAGUAUAUGUCACUUCAAGUGUCGAAAUCCCCUGACGUCACACCGAGUCCUCGUCGAAGGUCAAGGUCACUUGAGAUUCUCAGACCGUUCAUUCCACUGGAACGAGAAACUUUUAUGCCGAUGGACAGUUCCGAAUCAGACCUAGAUGAUGAAAUAGAUUUUCUGUUUGCUGGUAUAACCGACACAUCCCUUGGUUCUGAGGGCGUGGCUGAUUUCUCAAAUGAAGACAUUACAAAGACAAUGUUAAAUGAGAAUCACUCGGACAAUUCCAAAGGAAAUCCAGAGGACGAUUUAAGAACGCCGAAAGACGAUUCUACGCUUAAACGAAACAUGCAAUUUGACGAGAAUUUCUUUCCUUCUUCCUCUGGGAUGGGUAGCACAUCUUCUGUGGAUACAGUAGAACAUGUGUCUUUGAGUGAACAAAGGAACUCCGUGUUUCUGGAUGAUGACUGGCAGACUCAGGAUAGCUAUGCAACUGGUUCUGAUGGUGCUACGACUUCAGAAGAUAGGAAAUCCAUUAAUACAGCAACCAGUACCAAGCAGAAACUAUUUGAAAGUUUACACGCCGGCGACCGAGAUGAAGCUGAACUGCUGGUCUCCACAACUCAGAAAACUCUACAUUCCCAGAGACGCCAGGUUUCCCCUGCAAGCAGGUCGUGGACAUUGCAAGUGACAAUAGCCCUGUUCCUCCUGCCCAUCGGACUCUUGCUGCUGCCGCGGGAUCUUCUGUUCAGUAUUGUAGCACUGGUAGCUUUACAAGUAUACACCGACAACAGCAGGUAGACUAUGUACCUUCAUGGAAAAGAUGCUUAUUGAAACGCGAGUUCCGUAGGGGUGGCUGAAACAUUCUGAGCCAAGCUGUGAAGGGGCAUAGUUGACACUAUUCAGUUGCAGGCUGUAAGUAGAAAUUGUUUUUGCGAUGCAUGUGAAUCAAAUGUACUGUCAGGCAACACCUUUCUAAAGGCAUCACAGUGAGUAUGUACUCUCUGUGGAUGAGGCGGGGUGGUGUUUCCCGCUGCAUUCAAGAGUGGUGUACGUAUGUAGCAACCUGCAUUCACAUGUGUGUGGCCAGUUUUGCCAGUCUGACAAUUGCCGGUUUUACAAUGCCAGCCCACGCCACAGUUCAAAAUGGAAAACCACCUUAGAUAUCAGAGUCGACCUUUGUAUUCCCUUAAUGUUCCAACGACUUUUGCUUAGUUCCAAGGCUCCUGACUCCUGAUCAGGCAAGCUCUAAGUUCAUCCUGUCUCGUGAGAACGUACGCCGAAAGCAGACCCAACUGACUGUGGUAAACGGUUAGUAACCACUGAUCGCCACUGUCAGCCAGAGUGUAUAGUCAAAGCAGCGGAAACGUCCAAGGAUUAUUCCACCGAAGAAGGCAGCCUGUUUAUCAACUUGUAUAGUGAUGACGGUGGUUUUCUCGUAUUCCAAAGGAAUCCUAGAGCUAUCGGUGGACUGCCAUGAAAGACCUGUUUCAUGCUAAUCCAAACAUCGCCACUAAACGUUGUAGAAAACUCAUCUGAGCACAGUUCUGUGUCAGCGAAUUCACUGUAUUCAACAGCUUUGGCAUCGCCAGAUUUCCAACCUUUCCCAAACAUGAUGAAAGAACUGACAGGGCACUUCAUCAAUACAGUCCAUCAUAGGCUCGGAACAUUUCGGCCAUCCCUCGUACUAGGUGAAAACAUUUCUAAAUACUUUAGUACAUGUUACUGUGAUUUGUUAUAUAUUACUAUUACAUUUUGAUAUGUAUCAUUCAUCCGUUAUUGAAUUCAGACAAUUACACGCUUACUGUGUAAGUGUGUGUCUAUUCAUGAAGAACAUUCAUUGAUCGUAUCAGGACACAGUGUUUUGGGUAUACUUCUGUUAUCUAGACACUGGGGAGUCUUUCGAAAUACAAGGUGAAUAAUAUGAACAAUAUUAAUGGAACCAUGACUUACAAUUAUUAAGAAGUUAAAUAUUACGUUUCGAGAGUAGUUAUGAGGAUUUGUAAAGCCUCUGGCUGAAUAAUUUCCAAUGACAUGUUUGUGAAACCAGCAACUGGUGGCCUUUAUUUUUCUCCAGCAAUAUAGAGAACGUAUUCAUUGAAACCUUUUUAAUCCAGAACAAAGCGUAUCCAGGUAAACAGACUUCCGCACUGACGAGUAUUCGGUAUGGAUUAAUAUCGUUAAGUAUGCGUGGAGACCUUUCCAUUACUAUUUCCCGAGGGGCAGGUUUUGCAGAGUGUGUGUUUCGUGAGAAAGGUUAACACAGUUCUAGUAUCUUACUUACAGUUACACAGUUUCAGAAGAACAUUAUCUGUACAAAAUAUUUGUACAGUAUUCAUUUCUGUGUCCAGUCAUCAGGCGGUUGAGACACACAACGUAGUCUUGUUCAACUGCUAUAUGACUGACCACAGACUAACAGUAUUUACGGAAACUAUUGAUAUCAAAGCUGACAUGACGUUAAAGAUAUAUUUACUUCUAUACAUGUUAUGUGUCGUAUUGGGGCACAGUAAGCACCUCUCACAUUCAGCCGAUGUACAUUCUAUUAACCACAUACUUCUGUGAACCUGUCAUACCAAUGUUGUUGUGUGUUUUGCAAGUAUUUUACGCAGUAUUCUUACAUUCUCCGAUGUAUUUCACUCACACUAUAAACGAGCGUUUAUUACUUUAUGUGCGGCGAUCAUAUAUUUACUUAUUGAUCGAACACUUAAAGACGACAGGUAUAUUAAAACUGCACACCCCAGUAAACAGCCUGAUUAUCGCCGGUUGUAUAGCAGUCAGUGACUGUUAGCCGGCUUUGUCCAGGUGAAACUUGUUGACUAGGAUACAGGUCACAUUUAUCCCUGGAAUGUGUCAUCUGGUUCGUACAAAACUAGUCCAGCUUUCACGCACGAACAAUCCCGUGUACAGCUAUCACUGUAUGAAACACCUGUAUCCUUGCUCGAAACGAAAGUAAUUUUCACGCAAUGUGCUCUCCCAUUGGCAUUGAUGAUAACAUGAUAUUGUAGAAGGUUGCCAGUAGGGAAGUGAUGUUUACAUGUGUAUGUAUGUUUUGCACCAACGAUUUAUGGGUUUAUGCAACACAGACACGACAGAAGCAAAAUCAUAUAUACAGUAGACGCAAACACAUGUACACACACAUGCACACACACACUCACUUACAGGCACACACACUCACUUACAGGCACACACACUCACUAACAGGCACACACGCACACACUCACUAACAGGCACACACACUCACUAACAGGCACACAGGCACAGACACAACACACAUGCACACACGCAUAAAAAACGAGAAAACCCUUUCCACAUCCACUAGAAACCUCUGUCAAGAGAAGAGUCGGCAGUACGAUGUCGACUUCAACGUGAGCAUGUGGUUAUUGUGAAUCGAUAUCAAAUAGUGAUAUUACCUGGCACACACACGCUUGCACACAAAGACACACACACGCACAAACACGUGUGUGCCUGUGGUUCAUGUGUGUGUGUUUGUGCGUGUUUAGGGGUAGAUACACAUACAAACAUGCAGAUACAAGCAAGCAUAGACACAGACACAAUUAUGUGCUUACGCGUUGGCGCAACAACAUUUCAUAACGAUGUGUGUUUGUAAUUGUAAGAAGGUGAGUUGUAAUCCAGUGUAAUUUCAUAGUAAUAAACGAGUUAGGUACCCAUGAGAGACAACACAUAAACGACGCCAUUUUAGACAUUAUCACCAUGUGACCAGGUAUUAGGCAUCAUCUGUUGUGUCAGCAGACAAAACUGAUUGCGUCUAAACCACCUGCAUCCACCUGUGCCUGUUUUUCUCCGUGUACACAUGUUAUCCACGUGUAUAUCCCUAUAUUGUCCCCAUGAAAACAACACACGACAACAAACAGCCCCUUCUACUUAUACCACAAAGCUGUACAUGUGUGUAUUGUGAUAUGAAUGAUCAAGUUGUGAUAUAAUGUAUUUAGGCAGAUACUGUGAUUCAACUGUUUGUGACAUGUGAUAACUGGUGAUAUUCCUAUUUACUUACAAGAAGUUUUGUCUAAGAUUGUGUGCUUUUGUGUUGAGAAGAGGUAAAUUAGGAUUUCCAUGUUUGCGUAGAUAUACUGCAAGAAUGUGUAUUGUAUGGAAUUGAUUUCACUGAAUUUUUAUGAUUAUAGCUUAUCUCUCUGUGCGCGUGAGUGUAUUUGGUUUUACGUAGUAUCAGCAAUAUUCCAUGAGUAACGAUGCUGGCCCUAAUUCAGCAAGUUUGGGACAGACAGAGCAGGCAUUACCUGCAGCAUCCACAUCGUCCAACAUCACAUUUUGUCGAAAAAUAAUAUGUUGAAAGUAACCGUUUGUGUAUAACUUUGUCUGUAGGAACUAUGUGUCUAUGGUGCCGCCCCCAAUACCCGUCGGAUUUCAGGAGUAUGGUUGCGAUAAGAGUCUAUCACUGCUAUACGACCCCAUAGCAACAGUUGUACAAACUGACAGUAUUAGGGACCGUUCAUAAUUGACGGCUGGUGUGUGUGUGUGUGUGUGUGUGUGUGUGUGUGUGUGUGUGUGUGUGUGUGCGUGCGUGCGUGU